Paramisgurnus dabryanus is the source of this 3571-nucleotide messenger RNA. It is a transcript of the gene appl1, whose product is annotated as adaptor protein, phosphotyrosine interaction, PH domain and leucine zipper containing 1. NCBI's taxonomy places the organism in Eukaryota, Metazoa, Chordata, Actinopteri, Cypriniformes, Cobitidae. Gene Ontology annotation, biological process: signaling. Gene Ontology annotation, molecular function: identical protein binding. Gene Ontology annotation, cellular component: endosome membrane; cytoplasm. The record is from RefSeq and is a predicted model, not a curated record.
CAACCAUAAUGAUAAUAUCAUAUUGGCGGAAGGCUUUUGCACAAUACAAACAACAAAACAUAAACAAGUAAAUCAAGAUUUAAUUUAAUAUUUUAACGACAAAUUACAUUUUACAAACAAAUGGCUUUUAUUUAUCAAAAACAAAUCAUAGACGUCAUCACAGUAUACACAGCGCCUCGUCCAAUCAGCGGACAGAAGGAGGCGGGACUUCCGCGUUUGUGGGCGGAUCCGGGUGGGUGUUGAUUUGUGAGGAAUAAAGCGAAUGUAACCGUAAACAUUAAACUCUUAAUAAAUAAACGAAUCGAUUAUUGCGUUAGUUUUAAUAUCGCAGUCAUGCAUGGAAUCGACAAACUACCGAUAGAAGAAACUCUAGAAGACAGUCCGCAGACGCGCUCUUUAUUGGGUGUGUUUGAAGAAGAUGCAGCUGCGAUCUCAAGUUACUUCAGUCAACUCUUCACAGCCAUGCAGAGGAUCUAUGAUGCUCAGAAUGAACUGAGCGCUGCGACUCAUCUGACCUCUAAACUACUGAAGGAUUAUGAGAAACAGCGUUUCCCUCUGGCUAGUGAUGAUGAGGUCAUGAGCUCGACUCUGCAGCAGUUUGCCAAAGUCAUUGAUGAGCUCAGCUCGUGUCAUGCGGUUCUGUCCACUCAGCUGGCCGAUGCUAUGAUGUUUCCCAUCACACAGUUUCAAGAGAGGGACUUGAAAGAAAUUCUCACACUAAAGGAAGUGUUUCAGAUCGCCAGUGAUGAUCAUGACGUGGCCAUUAACAGAUACAGUCGUCUAUCUAAACGGAGGGAAAAUGAAAAGGUGAAAUCUGAAGUGAUGGAGGAUGUUUAUACGUCCAGGAAAAAGCAACACCAGACCAUGAUGCACUACUUCAUCUCUCUCAAUACACUGCAGUACAAGAAGAAGAUGGUGAUGUUGGAGCCGUUAUUGGGUUAUAUGCAGGCACAGAUCAGUUUCUUUAAAUUAGGAUCUGAGAAUCUGACGCAGCAAUGGGAGGAUUUUCUCACUAACAUUGGAACCAGCGUACAGAACGUUCGCAGAGAGAUGGACAGUGAAAUCGAAACAAUGCAGCAGACGAUUCAGGACAUGGAAAACACCAGCGACCCCCUUUACAUGCCCGACCCCGACCCGAGCAAGAUCCCGGUCAACCGCAAUCUGACCCGCAAGGCCGGAUACCUCAACUGCCGCAAUAAAACAGGUCUGGUUUCAUCAACCUGGGACCGUCAGUACUUCUUCACCCAGGGUGGAAAUCUCAUGAGCCAAUCACGUGGAGCCGUGGCCGGAGGUUUGGUCAUGGACAUUGAUAACUGUUCUGUUAUGGCGGUCGACUGUGAGGAUCGGAGGUUCUGCUUUCAAAUCACAGCGUUUGAUGGCAAGAAGGCGGCCAUAUUACAGGCAGACAGCAGAAAAGACUGUGAGGAGUGGAUUGCAACAAUAAACAACAUCUCUAAGAGGAUAUACCUCAGUGAGAAUCCAGAAGAAAUCGCAGCGCGAGUGAAUCAAUCUGCUCUUGAGGCCGUCACACCUUCACCUUCAUUCCAGCAGCGUCACGAGAGCUUCAGACCAAACACUCAAGUUCGACCCAGAGCGGUCCGGUCGGGCAGUCAGUGCUCCGCAGGUUCUGAUUCUCCAGCGUUGUCCUCUCUCUCUCUGGAUUCGCUGGUGGCUCCGGACACGCCCAUUCAGUUUGACAUCAUCUCACCCGUUACAGAGGAACAUACGAGUCAGAUGAAGAGCGGUGCUCAGGGAAGAAUUAACCCGUUUGGAGAGUCUGGAGGAUCACAGUCUGAAGAGAGUGAAGACUCGAUCCUGCACCAGCUCUUCAUCGUGAGGUUCUUGGGCUCUAUGGAGGUGAAGGCCACUGAGAACGUAGAUGUUAUCUAUGAGACCAUGAGACAGAUCCUGGCAGCUCGAGCCAUCCACAACAUCUUCAGAAUGACUGAAUCUCAUCUGCUCGUCACAUGUGACUGUCUGAAACUUAUAGACCCACAGACACAAGUCACCAGACUGCGGUUUCCUCUCUCCAGUGUCGUCUUGUGUGCAACUCAUCAAGAAAACAAACGUUUGUUUGGUUUCGUGCUGCAGACAGCAGGAGGUCGAGUGGAUGGACGAGCCGUCACAGUCUGCUAUGUGUUUGAGUCAAACAAUGACGGAGAAAAGAUCUGUGACAGCGUGGGACUGGCGAAACAAAUCGCCCUUCACUCUGAGAUGGACCGCAAAGCCACACAGAAACAAAGAGAUAUGAACAAGGUCAAAGAGAAACAGAAGGAGGAGCUAAGUAAACAGAAACAGAUAGAAAAGGAUCUUGAAGAACAGAGCCGUUUAAUAGCCGCCUCCAGUCGGCCCAACCCACCAGCUGCUGACGGACAGGUCUUAGUGCUUAGCAACAGCCCAUCAGAGGACAGCGAAACUGGGGAGGAGGGACAGAAAAAAGGCGAAUCUGAGGCCUGACACUCAGGUAAAAAUGAGAUGAUUUACAAAAAUCAGCGUCACUUUAUGUUUUUUUAAAGGGUUUUCCAGCAGGAUGAAAGAUUUGAUAUGUUACUGCAGAUUAUAAACCAACUCAAAAUGAAUGCAUUGAUAUGUGGACACUUUGGGACCCUCCCCAAAUCUUGUGUUAUUUGUAAUAAUCCUGUAUUUUUUACUAUAUCCGUUAUUGAAAUUAAAUGAGGGGUUUUUAUAUGUAUGUGUGUUGGGAUCUAUUACCAUUAUAAAACACAUACAGUUUAACGCUGACAUUGUUUCUUUAUUUUGAAGAUGUUGCACAUAUAAAUGACAUUAUUAAUACUGUGUUUAGUGUUUUAAUGCUGUGUGUUUUCUUCAUGUCACAUUACCAGUGAGAGAAUUCAAUAAGAUUGUAUAAGGUUAUAUUUGAUCUAUAGAGCUGCAGUCAUGGUGUUUUCUCAUUGACUUUUGUAUUAACACAAACACACUUGGGUUUAUUACUAACACUUCCUAUAUUUCUUAAGAUUUAAGUUUAAUAUUUCUAAAUGAUCAUGGUUAGUAAACACAUAAGAUUCAGCUUUAUUAAACUCUAAUGUAAACACUGCACUUUGAAUUUAUUUCACAUCACUGUCAUGUUUCUUUCUCUCUGAAUUGGAAACACUAAAACACAUAUUUUUGUAGUUACUUUUUUCUUUAUAUUUGUUUUUUUUAUGACCCAGCUGUAUUAAAGACCUCUGUUGCAUUUAAACAUACUGGGACAAUAACCCAAGCAAAUAUUUCAACUUAAGUUUUAAUGUGUUAACUUCUUAUCUGUAUCUUGCCUUUAUUUCAAGUGGACAGGGAUAAAAAUGACUCAAAGUUCUGAUUGAAAUAUUUUGUCAUUUAUUGCCUUGAUUUAUUUCAUUGCUUGCUUUAAGCAUUUAACAGAAUCAUUUCAGUUUUCAGAGUUUCAUUCACAACCAAUGUGUUACUGCGGCUGAAUGAUGCUUUGAUUCAUACAUCAUGAUGAUUCAAAAACAGUAAAGAAAUGUUUGUGUUGUGUGUAAAUGUCUCUGCAAAAUCAGUCCAUGAUUUAUGGGUUUCAUUUAAGAUAUUGGUAUUAAAAAUCUAUUUGAAAUGA